UAAGUCAUAGAUAGAUAGACGACAGAACAAUCCGUUGCCAAGUGUUGUCUGUGUAUUUGAUUUUUGCGUUUAUAAAUGAGACUACAAUUGUUGUUUUUUUCUUGAUUUUUUAUGUCGGUGUCUAAUCCUAUUAAAACGCGGGACGCUUUUAUACAGUAAAUCGGUGUUUCAGAUUUAUUUUUUUAGGUAAAAAUGGCACCGCAUUUUUUUGCGUAUGAUGUUUAUCUUAAAACUAAACCGCAGAAUUAACCCCGUGAAGAUGAAUGUCAUAUAACGGUGCAGGUCGUUAAAAUGCAUGAGCUCAUGAGAUGGAGCUAAUGCUGUUUCAUACAGAUAAAUGCACGUUGACUGAAGAGAAAACCACAUAAACCUUCCAGCCUCACAGCGAGAGAGAGAGAGGGGACCAAAACUGCGUCAUGUUGAGAAAGGACAGAAAUGAACCCGGGACGUCCCAACCUAAAUUAGAAGAUCCUCUAAAAAACCUAGGGGUCCAGGACGAUGAAGACGUAAGGACCAUGCUGCAGGGCUCUGCCAUGUUGAAGGUGCGUUCCCCACGCUGGCAGAGAAAGCGCAUGCUAAAGUUGAUGAAUGACGGGGUCACGGUCUGGUGUGAAUCCAACAAGACCUUCAGCAAAGCCAAGUCGCAGCAGUCCUUCUCUGUGACAGAAGUGGAGUGCGUGCGGGAAGGCUGUCAGUCCGAGACGCUCAAAAACCUGGCUGGCUCUCUCCCAAAAGAACAAUGUCUGACCAUCGUGUUCAAGGGAGGGAGGAAGAGCUUGGAUCUCCAGUGUUCAACGAAAGAGGAAGCCCAGCACUGGGUCCGUGGCAUUCGCACCUUGCAGGGGAGAGUAAACAACAUGACCCAUAAAGAGAAACUUGAGCACUGGAUCCAUGGCUACCUGAAACAAGCUGACAUGAACCAAGAUGGGAAGAUGUCAUAUGAAGAGGUGCUAACGCUUCUCCAGAUGAUCAACAUUGACUUUGAAGAGGAAUAUGCUGCCAGUCUCUUCAAGAAGUGUGACAAAUCAAAAGAUGGUCGACUGGAGCACGAGGAGAUCGAGCUGUUUUGCCGUGAGCUGUUACGUCGACCUGAGCUUGAUACGGUGUUCAGUCAGUACUCAGCCAACGGAUGCGUCCUGUCCACUGUGGAUUUGCGUGAAUUCCUGAAAGACCAGGGCGAGGACCACACACUCGUACAUGCUCAGAGUCUCAUCCUAAACUACGAGCUCAACGAAUGGGCACAACAAAACCAGUUCAUGACACCGAAUGGUUUCACUAUGUACAUGCUGUCUAAAGAGAACGAUGUGUUCAACCCGGAGCACAGCAGAGUUUACCAGGACAUGAGCCGUCCACUUACUGACUACUAUAUCUCCUCUUCACACAACACCUACCUCACUGCAGACCAACUCAUCAGCGAGAGCAGCGUGGACCCUUAUAUCAAGGCCCUCAGCCAUGGAUGCCGCUGUGUGGAACUGGACUGCUGGGAUGGAGAGAAAGAGCCGCUUAUUUAUCACGGACACACUCUCACAUCCAAGGUGCCAUUCAGGAAAGUGGUGGAGGCCAUUUCUGAAUACGCUUUCAGGGCUUCGCCAUAUCCUCUUAUUCUUUCUCUGGAGAUCCACUGCUCUGUGGAGCAGCAGAAAAUCAUGGCCCAGCAACUGUGCUCAAUUUUGGGAGACAGACUGCUCACAAAACCUCUCAAUAACAAGCCACUACAGUGCCUACCAUCACCAGAGGAUUUAAAAGGGAAGAUCUUGAUCAAAUCAAAGAAGAUGAAAGUGGAGCAGGAGAGCUCCAGCUCUGACUCAAGCUCAUCAGAAGAUGAAUCCAAAUCCGAGAGCAAACCUAAACCCCGAAAGCGUGCCUUUGCUUUUUUUCAGAAAAGGACCAAGUUAAGUCAAGAGCUGUCUGAUCUGGUAGUCUACACUCGCAGUGUUGCCUUCAAAGGUUUUAGUCAAACUGCCAAGAAGCCACCCAAUGAGAUGUCCUCUUUCUCAGAGAGUGAUGCGUUGAAACAUAUUAAAGAAUCAGGGAAGCUCUUUGUGCGUCACAAUAGUAUGCAACUAAGUCGAAUCUACCCAUCUGGUCAGCGUGUACAAUCCUCCAACUACAACCCUCAAGAGAUGUGGAACGCUGGUUGUCAUAUAGUGGCUUUGAACUUUCAGACCCAAUGUGAGGAGAUGGACCUUAACAGAGGACGCUUUUUACCGAACGGCCGCUGUGGCUACGUGCUUCAACCGAGCUUUAUGUGGACACCUGAUUCUGAGUUUGACCCAGAGAACACUGGAGGAGGACCUGGACAUAACCCAACACUGCUUACCAUCAAGGUUAUAUCAGCCCAGCAGCUGCCGAAACCAAACAAUGAGAAGCUCAGCUCCAUUGUGGACCCUCUUGUGUGGGUGGAGACUUACGGGGCUCCCAUAGACAACAACAAAAAGAAGACGCACCGCAUUGACAAUAAUGGCUUUAACCCCAGAUGGGACUGCACCUUUAAGUUCCAGCUACACGUGCCAGAGCUGGUGUUAGUACGCUUUAAGGUUGAGGACCAUGGCUACGCGACCAGGAAUGAAUUCCUCGGCCAGUUUACGCUUCCUUUCACGAGCAUGCGUACAGGUUACAGACACGUACGUCUGCUAAGGGCCGAUGGCUCCAGCAUGUCUCCCUCCACUCUCUUCAUCCACGUUAAAAUAACAGCAGGCUACAGCAGCCCUGUCAAAAAGGCAGCCACACAUUCGGCCUAAGAAUAAAGCAUGCAGGUCAAACAUC
Misgurnus anguillicaudatus (oriental weatherfish) is the source of this 2766-nucleotide messenger RNA. NCBI's taxonomy places the organism in Eukaryota, Metazoa, Chordata, Actinopteri, Cypriniformes, Cobitidae. The record is from RefSeq and is a predicted model, not a curated record.